Molecule: messenger RNA, 1982 nt
Organism: Histoplasma capsulatum G186AR
Lineage: Eukaryota; Fungi; Ascomycota; Eurotiomycetes; Onygenales; Ajellomycetaceae
Exons: 4
Coding region: 1-1533 (510 amino acids)
Cellular component (GO): mitochondrion
Source: RefSeq, a predicted model, not a curated record
AUGCCGCAACACCUGUCUUCAAGCACAGCAUUUGCCUACACAGCCGGUCGAUGGCUUCACCUGGACAAACUACAACGCGACGCGCGGUACAUUGAAUUUAAUUUGGAUCGCCUAUGUGAAAGAGUGCUCUCUCUCUGCCCGUCCGCGACUUCAAUCAAAAGCUGUCAGAAGCUGGAGGGAGGGUUCAGUAGGGCAUUCAUCAUCACGACCAACGAUGGAAGGCAGGUUGUUGCCAAAUUUCCCACGUCUGUUGCUGGUCCAGCCAGAUAUGUGACGAACUCUGAGGUGGCAACAAUUACUUACUUGCGACGACAUACUAAAGUCCCAAUUCCAGCCAUUCUGGAUUGGUGUGAUGAUCCAACGAACCCAAUCGGGUCGGCGUACAUUAUCAUGGAACACGCUGGUGGUGUUCAACUGCAGGAAGUAUGGGUGGAUCUACCUGUGCAUGUGAAAGUGAAAAUUGUGGGAGCAAUUUGCUUCAGUAUUCUGCCAAUAUCUGAACUUGACUUUCCAGCAUAUGGCAGUUUGUAUUUUGCUGACACAGCAUUCCUUGAUGCUGAUUCUAUGCAGAGAAUUGAUACUGAUGAUCAAUUUUGUAUUGGACCUCAUUGUAGAAGCACUUACUGGGAUUGCAAUGUUGGAGAACAAAGAUACUAUGCAUUCAAGAAACCGAAUAGGGGACCCUGGCCCGACCUCUCCUCAUAUGCCUCUGCGUUGAUCGAUGUUGGCUUUUCAAGGCUGCCACCAGCUGAUCAUCCCACCCUCCAGCUGCCGCAAGCAUCCUAUCAGGGUUCCCUGAACAAACAUUUGGAGCUGCUGGAUGUUGCUCAGGCCUUGUUUCCCAAGCUGAUACAGCACCCCGAAAUCCAGUCCAAUGCGACACCUACCCUCUUCCAUCCAGACUUACAUAUGAGAAAUAUUUUUGUGUCCAAAGAUGACCCAACCACUGUGACUGGGUUCAUUGAUUGGCAGUGCACCAGUGUUGAGCCGUCAUUCUAUUACGCGGACGACGUGCCUGAUUUUGCCAUGGUUCCCACAGAGGAAACACCGGAGAAUGCGACAGAAAGUUUGUGCAGCCAAGCAUAUGAGGGGGGGUGGGCGCUUCUGGCUCCAAGGCUAGGCGCGACCAGGAAGAUCGAUGAAUCGCUCCUCCGCCCGUUCCGCUACUGCCAUCGCACAUGGAGAGAUGGCUUCGUUCCAUUCACCUAUGAACUGAUGCGGUUAAGAGACAGGUGGAAAGAGAUCGGGUUCACCGACGACGACGACUGUCCCAUCCCUCCGUUGAGUGAGGAAGAUAUGCGCCUCUACGAGAAACAGCUGGAUGUCUAUGAAAAGAUACUGCAGCUCAAGCGGGAUGUGAUUACGACGCUGGGUGUGGAGGAAGAUGGCUGGGUGUCUGCGGAUCGUUGGGAGGGAGUAAGGCAAGCCCAUCGAGAUAUCUAUGAAACCGUCAUGGCGAGCAUGGAGGAUGAUCAGGACAGGGAGGAAUUGAAAACGUUCUGGCCGUUCGACGACUAUCAUGUAGGGCAAUAGGGCCGAGGUCUCUUGUGUCUACACUAAACUAUAUGGCUGGAAAAAUGUUGGGAAAAAAUUUCACUUCAUGUCCCGAGCUCUGAUAUGCUUGGAAAUGCAGGCAGGCUGAAUUUGUGAUAUGUGUGGGUUGCUUAACUGAAGCCAUGGCGUAUCUCACGAUUCCCUCUCUCGGCUUACCGGGCACAACGGUGGUCCUUGUUUGUUCCUGUUCAUGGGGUUUACAGAAUUGGUGCAUCGUACUAGUAUCCAAUCUCUUGCAUCGCCAAUUCGGAGACUCGCAUAUAUUCGCGCGUGCACAAGUCUGAUAGCUAAGGGACACGAUAGAGUCCCCGCAGGGCCAGCAGGCGCUGUACGGAAGCAUCGCAAGACCCAGCCCGGAGAAUUAUUCAUAUGGGAAGGUUUUUUUGCUGGGGUGGAGAAGCAAGAUGACAAAAAAUAUCCACCUCCUC